CGAAAUUGAUCUCAUGGACAUUAACCAUCUUGAUGAAUAUUCCUAUUUGUUGGAGCCCCUGGACACUGAAAACCAUUCAGAACCCACUAGCCUAGACCCUCUUGGGCUUCAGGGACUCGCUCAACCUGACUGGUGGGCGGGGUAUGACACUAAUGAUUCAAGAUUCGAAAUUGAAGCUUCGCUCCAGGAGACCUCCUUAAGUGCAGCUCAGGAAUCCGACUUCUUUCGUCCCGAGGGGUCAGAUAGUUGCGCAGAAAAUAAUGGCUCGAUUGAGCGAUUCGCUCAGUCCACACCCGCUGCCUCUUCUGAAGAUGACUUGGCUAAGGGCCGGUCAUCAAAGAGGCUCCCUGCUGGCGAACGAUUCAUGAGGAAAAACUCAUUUCAGCGAUUGCCUUCGGAAGCAGUGAAGACUUUAAGGCUAUGGUUCCAUCAACAUCAAGACUUCCCGUAUCCCACACCGAAUGAAAGGCGGGAAUUGGAGCAGCACACUGGACUUAACCAGAGGCAAAUUUUUAACUGGUUUGCCAAUGCUCGACGGCGAAAGCGACGAAGCAUAGGAAAGGCUCCCUCGCCCAGUCCUGAGGUCGAUACAGCGGCGCAAUCUUUCUUGUCUCCUCUAGAACGCUGGCAACAUUCACCCCCUGAAUGCGAGCCCGCUGCCACGUCCGACAUUCUGCGAGCUCUAGAAAACGCGCCACCGUCUUCUGACUGGAAUAUCGUGGACAGCAGCGACCAGAGUUCGAAGUCAGAAAAUAGCUCUGGCAGUUCCUUCUUAUUCGGCGCUCCCUCGGUAGGCACUUUCGAACAUAGUGGCUCCUCUGGCUCCGAUUUAUCGGUUAAACCCCAGAACCGGCGUUUUCAAAGACCACCCACGCCCAUUCCGAGCAUGAGACCGCGCCGCCGCAAGAAGGUUUCAAAAUCUUCAUCUCGAUUAGACAAGCCGAUAACACAUGAGCAUCGCCCGUACCAGUGCACGUUCUGCUGCGAUUCCUUCCGUAGCAAAUAUGAUUGGGUACGACAUGAAAAAGCCCUUCAUAUCUCGGUAGACCGGUGGCGUUGCGCGCCAGAAGGCGGCAUCGUUGAGACAGAUGGAGUCAACGUCUGCGUCUUCUGUGACGCGCCAGAUGCAAGCGACACACAUCUCGAGACACAUAACUACCUCCGGUGCCGAGACAAACCUCCCGAGCUACGAGUGUUUUCACGAAAAGACCACCUACGGCAGCACCUUCGGUUGAUGCAUGACGUACAGAAAUGUCCUUUCCUGGAUAGAUGGCGAGACUCCACGCCCGAGAUACAUUCACGGUGUGGUUUUUGCAACUCGGAUUUCAAAACCUGGGAGGAGAGAGUGGAUCAUGUGGCCGAGCACUUUAAAAAGCGCGCAGAUAUGAGCCAGUGGGCUGGAGGCUGGGGUUUUGAGCCGGACGUCGAACAUCAGGUGGAAAAUGCCAUGCCUCCUUAUUUGCUUGGAAUUGAGCGCUCUACAGUGGACCCGAUGAAAAUUUCCAAUGUGGACGUCGCACAGCUACAAGAGGGCGAACCGUCUGCUUCAAAUGGCGAUUUUCCCAAGGGGGUAGAGCUUUACUGGAUUCUAUAUAAUGGCAUGGUUGCAUAUAUCAAGGACCAAAUAUCCAUGGGUAUAUAUCCUUCAGACGAGAUGAUUCAACGCAAAGCUCGUCUGAUGAUAUAUGAAAGCGAUGAUCCUUGGAAUCAGACAUUCGCUGAGAACCACACAUGGCUGGCAGCUGUCAAAAAUGAUGCGGGUCUGAUGGAACCUCAGACCCAUAUUGCACUGUCUAAUGAGAUUUGA
This is a messenger RNA of Aspergillus steynii IBT 23096, 1807 nucleotides long. RefSeq lists its product as uncharacterized. The record is from RefSeq and is a predicted model, not a curated record. Lineage: Eukaryota; Fungi; Ascomycota; Eurotiomycetes; Eurotiales; Aspergillaceae. Bases 14 to 1807 code for a protein of 597 amino acids. The transcript has a single exon. Gene Ontology annotation, molecular function: DNA binding. Gene Ontology annotation, biological process: regulation of DNA-templated transcription.